Messenger RNA from Symphalangus syndactylus (siamang), 2595 nucleotides. RefSeq names its product ubiquitin conjugating enzyme E2 V1 (gene UBE2V1). The record is from RefSeq and is a predicted model, not a curated record. Lineage: Eukaryota; Metazoa; Chordata; Mammalia; Primates; Hylobatidae.
UGCGCGCGCGCCUGCGCAUCAGGGCCAGGGGACGGGUUGGGGGGUGAAGAAGGGGCCGGCCUUCAAGCAACAGCGACGCAAGAUGGCAGCCACCACGGGCUCGGGAGUAAAAGUCCCUCGCAAUUUCCGACUGUUGGAAGAACUCGAAGAAGGCCAGAAAGGAGUAGGAGAUGGCACAGUUAGCUGGGGUCUAGAAGAUGACGAAGACAUGACACUUACAAGAUGGACAGGGAUGAUAAUUGGGCCUCCAAGAGUCUGCCGUGCACCUGUAUCCUAGUUCCUUGGGCCAUUCAGCAAAGGUCCCUUGCCAGCCUGUCAGCUCCUGGUCUAUUCCAGGCACUACUAGACCCAGAGGCCUUUGCAAAGAAGACGAAGACAGUGAGGAUGGGGAAAAGUGGCCUCUUUCAGAACUUCCUGAUUUGUGAGAGUUCCCAGUCUUCAUAAUGCCAGCCAACCAUUUUUUGAGGACACAUUGUAAACCCUCAAGAAAUGUCUCUUAACUCUCACAAGACCCUAUUGUUAGGUGCAAUUGCAUUCCAUUUUACAGAUGAGGAGACAGACUCAGAGGAGUCAGGUCUCUUGCCCAAAGUCACAUAGCUGGUAACCCCCAAACCAGAUCUGACUCCAGAGCCUGUGCUCUUAACCACUGUGCUGUGGUGUCUCCCUUUUGUUUACAUUUUGAGUUUUCAUCUGUUACCAUUUUAGAAGAUACUAAUCAAGUAGUAACUUGAUGUAGGAGUCAAGAAAUCGAUUUCCAUACUGUGACACACACUUCAGACAAGCAGUAAGGGCUUCUGCCUGAAUGUAGCAAGACCUGUCCUGUGUCUGCUUGUGUUUAAGGAUGAUGACAACAUUCAUUCAUUCUUUUGAUUGUGUGCAGGACUCUGCACUAGCACUGUGGGAGCAGAAAGACAUGUAGGGUGUGGCCCCGGCUGGAAUAGGGACAAGUGACAUGUUCGUUAAGUGUUAGGACACUAAUGCUCACCUCAGAUGGUCAUCAACAUUCAUGGUGAAUGAUUGGCUUUGCCAUUUAAUGUUGCUUCUUAAGUCAUUUUGUGACCCUAUCGUUUUGUGGAGUUUAAAAAAUAUAUACAUUCGAUCUGUUUUUACUCAUUUCUUUAUCCUUUUUUUCCUGUGAAAACCAGAAUUUUCUGUGUCUGCUAAAUACCGGGGAAAACCCAAUCUAGAAAUCCUGUUUCUCCGUGGAGAUAAUUUUCUUUGCUGUCUCUGAAGGUCCAUCAUAUGCUGACGUCUUCUUCACUGCAUGUCUUCUCUUCCUAAGAAUGAUUUUGGAUCAUCUUGAGGAUGAGAACUGUGCUUCCCUCCUUACUUCCCAGAAUACCUAGAAAUGACUCAGAAUGGGGUACUCAAUAGAUUUUUUUGUUUGUUUUUUUUUGUUUGUUUGUUUGUUUUUUUGAGACGGAGUCUCACUCUUUCACCCAGGCUGGAGUGCAGUGGCGCGAUCUCGGCUCACUGCAGGCUCCGCCCCCCGGGGUUCACGUCAUUCUCCUGCCUCAGCCUCCCGCGUAGCUGGGACUACAGGCGCCUGCCACCUCGUCCGGCUAAUUUUUUGUAUUUUUAGUAGAGACGGGGUUUCACCGUGUUAGCCAGGAUGGUCUCGAUCUCCUGACCUUGUGAUCUGCCCGCCUCGGCCUCCCAAAGUGCUGGGAUUACAGGCGUGAGCCACCGCGCCCGGCCAACUCAAUAGAUUUGUUAAUCGACUUACUGAUUUACAGGUUCUAAAAUAUUGAGAAUUGAACCAAUGUACAACAUUGUGAUACACUAAAUACCACUGAAUUGUACACUUUCGAAAAAACACACAAGACGAUGAAUCAGUAAGUUCUGCUGAAAAUAUUCUAUCUGCCUAAAACAGCUUGGGCUACCCUGAAUUUCAGUUUAUCUCUUUCCAAAAGAGGCUUUGGAAGUUGUAAUGAGUAGCUAUGGUAUGCCAGGAGUCCUCCAUGUAUUUGUUUUUGGUAGCAGCUUUAUUGGGAUAGAAUUCACCCUUUUAAAUGUACAGUUCAGUGGUCUUAUAUUCAGAGUUGUGCAUCCGUCACUAAUUUCAGAACGUUUUCGUCACCUCUAAGAGGAACCCCAUACCCAUCGGUAGGCACCCCCCAUUCUCCCUCCCACAUCCCCCAUUUCCCAUCUUUGACAAUCAUCAGUCUACUUUCUAGCUCAAUGAAUUUGCCUUUUCUGAACAUCUAUUAUAAAUGGAAUUCUACAGUAUGUGGCCUUUUGUGACUGGCUUCCUUUACUCGGCAUAAUUUUUUCAAGGUUCAAGCAUAUUGUAGCAUCUAUCAAUACUUUUAUUCUUGUUAUGGCUGAAUAAUAUUCCAUUGUACAGAUAUGCCGUAUUUUGUUUUUCCAUUUGUCGAUGAACAUUUGGGUUGUUUCUACCUUUUGGCUAUUAUAAAUAAUGCUGCUAGGAACAUUUAUAUACAGGUUUGUGUGUGGACAUAUAUUUUCUUUUUUUUUUUUUAUCUACAUCUGCUGGAAUACAUGGAUAUACUUUUUGUUUUUGGCUACCUAAUUUUUCCUCCUUUGAAGAUGUACAUAUAUUAUAUAUAAUUAUAUAUUAUAAUGCACUAUAUA